GGGACCCCGACGGGGGCGAGCCCGGAGGGGAGCUCAGGUAAGGCCCGCGGGAGGGGGAGGAGCGGCGGCGGCCGGGGAAGGCCCGAGGUAGGGAGAGCCCCCGCCAUGGUGGGGGCUGGGGUGAGGAGCCGGUGAAGGCGGCAGCCGCCCCCCUCGCUCUCCGGUCCAUGGUGCUGCCCCCCUGCCCCAUGGCGGAGUUCGUGGUGCCGCGGCACAGCGCGGUGAUGGAGCGGCUCCGCCGGCGCAUCGAGCUCUGCCGGCGGCACCACAGCGCCUGCGAGUCCCGCUACCAGGCCGUGUCCCCGGAGCGCCUGGAGCUGGAGCGCCAGCAAACCUUCGCCCUGCACCAGCGCUGCCUGCAGGCCAAGGCUAAGCGAGCCGGCAAGCACCGGCAGCCGCCCCCGGCGCCGCCGCCGCCCGCACCCCCUCCGUCGGCCGCCGCCGUCGCGGGAAGCGCCGACAGGACCGGAGCCAACGGCCUGGAUGCCGAGACGGCGAGUGGCGAGCAGCACGGCCGCAGCAGCACGUUGAUCGCGCAGCUCCAUGAGACUGUGAAAAGAAAGCUUGAUAGUGCUACUUCCCCUCAGAAUGGAGACCAGCAGAAUGGCUAUAGCGAUGUAUUUUCUGUGUCCAAGAAACUGCGUCAUGACGAUGGUCAUGGUGGAGUGAGCAGCUCUUCCAAUGGAAUGCCCCCUGUGUCUCCACUCCACAAGAAAUCUGGCAGCGGGGAUACCUUACAGCUUAAUGGAAAACACCCAAUGGGGCUGGAUGGCAUCAGCAAGAAAUGUCUUCCAGAUUCCAGCCUGCAAAUGAAUGGAGGUGGUGAUACUGAUGACUCAUUUCCUCUGAGUUUGAACAAGGAGCUGAAGCAGGAGCCUGUAGAUGAUCUUCCAUGUGUGAUUGCUGGAGCAGCGGGUUCUAUGUCUCAGAAUAACUUGAUGCCGGAUCUUAAUCUUAACGAGCAAGAAUGGAAGGAACUUAUUGAGGAGCUUAAUAGAUCGGUGCCUGAUGAAGACAUGAAGGAUCUCUUUAAUGAAGACUUUGAAGAGAAAAAAGAUGCAGAUUCUACAAAUUCAGCUGCACAGACUCCAUUGCCACAAGAUAUUAACAUAAAGACUGAGUUUUCCCCAGCACCCUUUGAACAGGAACAGAUGGGAUCUCCCCAGGUGCGAUCCACUUCAUCAGGUCCACAAUUCAUUGGUGCUGCUUCUGUACCUGUAAGUGCCGCUUCUCCAGCGGUUGGUAGUUCUCAGGCUAUGUUUCAGCCUUCCAGUCAGUCAAUGACUGAAAAUCCUAAUCAGCCUAUGAUGCAGGCAUCAAACCACUCUCAAAACGUCCAGAGGCCUCUCCCCAAUGUGUUGUUACCUGGGAAGGGUGCAGGAAGUGCCAAAGAAAUGUCUUCUGCUCAUCAACUUCAGCAGAUUGCUGCCAAGCAGAAGAGAGACCAGAUGUUGCAGAACCAGCAGCAAGCUUCACAAGUCCACCAAACCAGUCAGAUGUCUAGUUGGCAGCAGUCGGGGCCUUCUCAUAGUCCACUGGCUGUCCCAUAUACCAUGGAAAAUCCCACCAGCCCGUCGGUUUACCAGGCAGACUUCAACAGUCAGAAACUCAUGAUGCCUAACAUGGGAAAUAAAAGCUCACCGAGAGCUGGAGGCAAUUACCAUGUGAACAUUUUGGGUCAUCAGCAAAACAGCUUAAACCAGAACCCUGUGAAUAGUCAAGGCUCUAUGCUAGACUAUGGGAACACCAAACCUCUCUCACAUUACAAAGCAGAAUGUGAACAGGGGGUUACAGUACCUGGUCAGAACAAGACUCCCAUGUUGACGUACAUACAGCAGCGCCAGCAGCCACCGCUGUCUCACGUGAACGAUGACCAAAAUGGGAUGAUCCUGUUAAAACCCAAGGCUGGAAACAUUCCCUACCGACUACCACACAGUCAGGAUCAAACCCCUUCUCCUAACGUUCCUCGAGUUCCUGUUUCUGUCCCGGGCCCUGGUGUGGGUGCCCAGGCUCCCAAUGUCUCCAUGGCAGGUAACCACAGCAACUCACCUUAUCUCAGCAACCAGCAGCAAGCAGCAGUGAUUAAGCAGCACCAAAUGCUGAUGGACCAGCAGAAGCAGAGAGAGCAGCAACAAAAGCACUUGCUCAUGGAGCAGCAGAAACAGCAAUUCCUAAUGGAGCAAAGACAGCAACAUCUUCUGGCUGAGCAGGAGAAACAGCGGCAGCAACAAGAGCAGCAGCUGCAGCGGCAUCUGACUCGACCCCCUCCCCAAUAUCAGGAUCAGGCACAGAAUCCAUACCAGCAGCAGGUUGGACAGUUCACAGGGUCAUCUUCAGCCAUGCCUGGGGUCAGUAACUUAGGACAGUCCAACUCCAGUAGUCCACGGAUGUUUCCUCAGACCCAGAACAUGAUUCAGAUGGGACCUGGACACAGUUCUGUUCCUGCACUCCAGUCAGGCUCCAGUCAGCAGGAUCGGGGGGUGACUCAGUAUCCCAAUAUGCAAAACAUUCAGCGAGGAGGAUUGUACAACUUGGCGCCUGGUAUGACCCAGAUGGUUCCCCAGCACACGGCUCCGAGUGCCAACGGGCAGCCACCUAUGCAGAGACAGGGCAGCCUGGGCCAGGGUGCUGCCGUCGCCGCUGGCUAUGGGCAGAAUGCCUUAGCAAACUCAAGUAUUUCUCAGCAGCACAAUAAAGGUGCACUGAAUCCAACCUUAUCGAAGCCACAGAUGGCAAGAGUACCAGCUGCUAUGGCGGCUCAAAAUCCAUCUUGGCAACACCAAGGUAUCCCUAAUAUCAACAACCAGACGCAAGCAAACAGCGGCUUAGGACCGUUUACUGCCAGCUCCUCUUUCCACAUGCAGCCAACUCAUCUAAAGAUGGCCAACCAGCAGUUUGCCCAAGGAAUGCCUCAGGUAAGCCUAAGCACCAGCAGGCCGAUGACCUCUCUGAAUGCACCUGUCUCUGGGCAGAUGCUGUCGUCGUCUUUAGGUGCGCAGCAGCGGACAAACCCACCCACGCAACAGCAGGUACCCUCACAGCAAGUUUUGCCUGGCAUGAACCAGACUGUUCCAGAUCUGAAUGCUUUCAACCAGAAUCCAAAUCAGCAACUGCCCAACAGAGGUAAUCUGCACUGUAGUCAAGGGUACCCAGUGAGGACAACCAGUCAAGAGCUGCCUUUUGCCUACAGUGGCCAGUCGGGCAAUAAUGGACUUCAGAACUUAACUGGUGACACAGACCUGAUAGACUCUUUGCUGAAAAACAGGACUUCAGAGGAGUGGAUGAAUGAUUUGGAUGAGUUGUUAGGAACCCAUUAGAAUGGGGCCAGGGGCAGGGGUUCUACUUUUUUAAUUAUUUCAUGAAAUGUAAGCAACACUUGGACCAAAAAACCUGUGGCAUUGAGGAGACUUGCAGGCAUUAGAGGUGAACGGUUGGGAAAGGGACUGGAGCUGCUUCUCGGUGAGUGCUGCCACACGGCAGGGUGCAGCAGAAGGCUCUGCGGGGGCAGCGCGCGGCAUCGCCGCCGCUCUCGGGAGUCGCACACUUCAACAGGUCAAAAGCCCCCUUGUGUGUCUCCUGGCCAGCCUUUCAGAAACCUCACUUGCAGUGUUCUAAAAGUAACGUGUAUUUUAAAAAAUUAUUUAAGAAAAAAACAAAAUUCCACAGAAGUAGUGCAGAAAGAAAGCAAAUAGUUGCACACGUAGUGUGUAGGACUUAGUCUCCUGCGGCUGUUAAUUGCAAUCGUUAUUUGUUCAUAGCUUGACAUGCUAUUACAGUGCUGUCCGUCAGGCUCUGCCUCUCUGAGGAGAGGAGGACGCUUGCAAAAUGUUUUGGAUUGUUACUUUUCCCCAUUGCUAAAGCAUGUGCCUGUACUCCCCGUAAGCAAUUGAUACUUCACGGUAAAUAUUUCUAGAUGCUGGUAAUAGAUGAAAGAAAGUAUUAAAACCUGGCCAGUUAGUCUAGGUAGUCGUCUUAAUAGAUUGUAGUCUUCUAAGCUGCAGUUUGCACUCUGUUGUAGAGAGGCACAGUUUUUGGCUUAUACCUUGCUGUGUUUAAAGGGGGAGUUUCUUAUGGGAGAACUUUUUAAACUGUAGUAGGUUUAACAUGAAUUGUAAAGCCAUUUACUUUGCACCUAUUUCUUCAUAACUUAUUUCCAAAGGUAGUUGUAUUUAAAUGAAGGCUUUGCUUCAUGACAGCUCAUCUAGGUUUUUUUGUUGUAAAAAGUAAAACUAACUUCUGAGAUCAGUUCAUUCCCCAAAGUUAGCAGCGAUGAAAUGAGCACAAGACUUUGUCACUUCAGGGUAAAAAUGAGGAAGAAAAGUAAUUUGUCUGAGAGGUGACAAGUCCUUAUCAGCAAUAAUAGCACAGGCAGCCUGGGACAGGGCUUGUGUCAGGGUUGCUCCACCAUGGAAAUCUCCCCCUUUAAGUACUUUUAAAAAAAACAAAAUAAAUGUGGGUUCCAAGUUUGAUAAUCGUUCUAUAAACUGGUGGAUUUACUUCUUUAAUAGCCCUUGAAGCAGAUGCUGGUUCUUCAGCUCAGCCCAAGGAAACCUCUUACCCGUACGUUAGGGUCAGUCCCAGAAAGGACAAAAACCACAACGGGAACAGUCAGUGUUCCAAAACCCUUACUUUCUACCAAAAAAUCCCCUGUCCACCAAGAAGCCACCUUGCCUUAACCUUUGUUUUAAAAUGAAAAUAAAGUUGAAAAGCUUUUGUUUUAAAUGCACAAAUACCUCUUUCCCUUUUAAAUCCACUUUUUUUGGAAGACUCUUUAAAACUUUCUAAUUAAACCCAGCAUUGCGAUUCAAAAGCAAUUUCCUUCAGCACAGACUGGCUGCUUUGGGAGUUUUCUGCACUGCAGAGACAUGCAGGAGAGAGGGUUUCUCCCAGAGCAAGUGAAGGGAAGCGAAGGAUAACAUUGAUUUCAAAGAAGGAAAAUAUUUUACUGUAUCUGCAGCUCCUUUAUGAGACAAUUUGCACUUUUAAAAACUGCUUUUUAACACUAAUACUUUAACCCUUUCCAAAUAUGCAUGGAACAUGGUUUGUCCAGCACACUUAGCUAGUGUGGAUGAAUUACGCUCUGUUGAACAGGUUGAAUAUUGUAUCACGUUGAACUGUUGGUGAAAGAUGUGCAUUGAACGAUGGAUCCCACCGUGGAAUAGUGGAUAAAACUUCACUGAAGCAGGCUUAAUCCCUCGUAGAGCUUUUGAAAGGAUAACAUAAAGGUUGUCUUUGGAUAGGAAGACAAAGGUGUUAGUGACUUUGGUUGUUGACCCUUCUGAUAUUUUCUAGAAUAAGUAGUUGAGAUGCAAAUAACUGAUGCUAGCUUUUCUUAUACUGGCAAUCUAAGAAAAGAGCUGGUGAGUUUGGUUUGCUAUGAGGUUAAACCAAAAACUGGUCCAAGGUCAGUGUCAUUAGAAGAGUCUAGAUAUAAACUAGCAAUGGCAGGGGAAGGAAUGUUUGCUGUCAUUUUAUUUUUUAAGGGUUAACUUUGCACCAGUGUGCCUUCCCUUCCCGUCAGGGGUGCUUGGGACCUCAUAAUUUCAAGUGACAUGCUUCAAUGUCACUGGUUUUGUUUCCCCCUUACAAACACUUGAGAGAUAACAGGGUAGUAGGAUUCAGCUUUUCUUUCUUCCCUGUUUAAUUGUGGUGAAAUCUGCUACCUUUUCCAGUAGAUUUUGCACACAGGUUAUUCUGAAUAAGUUAAAAUACAAUCCAUCCAGUUGUGAUUUCUUAAAUGGAGGAAAAUAACAUCUGCUGUUUGCAUUACUACUACCAAAAAGUCAAUCCAGCUACACGUCCGGGAAAAUGCAGAUGUGCUCUUUCCUCCGCUGUUUCUGGAAGCAAAGGUGGAUAUUGCCCGGCUUGACCAGCGGGUUUGUUCAGGAAGGCAACUGGGUUUGAUGACAGGGCCUUUUCAUGGUACUGUUGAAGUAAAAUUAAGGAUGAUUCUAGGCAAAGUGGCGUACAGAGCCCACUGGUCUUCCUAUGUGAGCAGGAUCCCAACAGCGUUUAACCCGAGAGAAACAACCAGCCUCCGCUUGCGGGUCUGGUCCCUGUCAACACAAUGUGAUGAGGCUGUUGGAAACAGGGUGUCACUGCCACAGAGCUGAAACAGUUCGAAGGGAAUGAAAGUAACGGUUUUGAUGGACAUUGGUGCAUGGGCAGGGCUGGGCUCUGCCUGCAGGCCCUCAAACAUGUAGCUGUCUGUAUAUGCACUUGGGCUUUCCAUUUGCUGCAGCUUCAGAGCAAUAAAACAUAUCUCCCCUGAACUGCACCUGGCCAGCCGCCCAUGGCUUUAUUUAUAAACUGCGGUCUUGGUUGGGCAGGAAAGGAGAGAGAGAGAGAGUCACUGUGCAACAUCCACUGCCUUCCAAAAACCACCAUUCAAUUGAAAAGGGUGCUCAAAAAUGUUGUGAUACACAUUUCCUUUGUGUAAAUAAAUGUUUACAAUUUUAUAUUAAAGAUUUGAAUAAGAGUUAGAUCUUCUGACUGUAUAUUUUUUACUUUUUAUAGAUUUUAAAACUAUAAUUCUUUAUAUAUGUGUUUGGGGGGUAUUAUGGUAAGUUUUAUGCUUGUAAAUGGAGAACAGUUGAAUUUGAUGCUAACCUUUAUGAAUUUUUGUCAUUGAAAUGUAUAAAGAGUCCAUUAAUCCCCUUAUUCUUUUACUACAAUUUCUGGUGCACACCAAAAAGAAAUCCUUCACUUCUGUUUUAUCCUUAUAAAAUAAAUAUUUUGCUAGUGUAUUAAA
Colius striatus (speckled mousebird) is the source of this 6751-nucleotide messenger RNA. RefSeq names its product mastermind like transcriptional coactivator 1 (gene MAML1). The record is from RefSeq and is a predicted model, not a curated record. Gene Ontology annotation, biological process: positive regulation of transcription of Notch receptor target; Notch signaling pathway. NCBI's taxonomy places the organism in Eukaryota, Metazoa, Chordata, Aves, Coliiformes, Coliidae. Gene Ontology annotation, cellular component: nuclear speck; nucleoplasm. Gene Ontology annotation, molecular function: transcription coactivator activity. The transcript is spliced from 5 exons. The coding region runs from base 168 to 3317 and encodes 1049 amino acids.